AUGGCUAUUGCCGCUGCGCUCCACCCGAGGGUUACUCCAUUCAAUGGUGUGAACAACGACUACAGCCACUCGAGCGAGGACGACGACGACGUGCGCGACUCCUCGAGUUCUAUUGAUCUUCUGCCCCUCGAGCGCGCGGUGUCUGAAGAUGCCCGUUCCCAGGACAGCCAUGGCUUCACCGGCUUGCUGAGGACCAACGUCAGAGGCAGGUUUUCACUACUGCUGUCUCACUCUCACACGCGUCCUAACCUGACAUCAGACGGCGUUCAGCAAGCCCUUCGACCCUUUCUCUCGGGUAACGACAGAGGAGGACCAUGGGCACCCAUUCCCCAGAACGACUCGGGCUACGCCUACGAGUCUGGCAUUGGCCCCGACCUCGGUCGGCCUGCCAUGUCAUCCGUGAGCAGUCUCCGUGAGAUGAUACUCGCCUCGUGGCUCAACAGCCUGCUCGUCUUCGUGCCUGUCGGCCUUGCGAGUUACUUAUCUGGCAUGAGCCCCAUCUUGACCUUCAUCACCAACGUCAUUGCCAUUGUGCCCUUGUCGGCCCUGUUGACAGACGCGACGGAGAGAAUCGCCAACGAUGCUGGCGACACUGUCGGUGCCCUACUCAACAUUAGCCUCGGCAACCUCGUCGAGCUCAUUAUCUUCGUCGCACUGGUCAACAACCACAUCCGGAUCGUGCAAGCCUCCAUCCUUGGCUCCAUCAUCGUCAACCUGCUCCUGAUUCUCGGCUCUGCUCUGUUCGCCAGCACUUUCUCGAGGCACGAUGCCUCUGCACCCUCAACCUCCAACACGCAACUCCUCAGCUGCCUUCUGCUCGUCUCUGUCUUCGUAUUUCUGAUGCCUACCGCCUUUGACUACACCUUCGAAGGCUCCAAAGGAGCGGAUAAGGCUAUUCUCAAGAUGAGCCGCAUCUCUGCCAUCAUGGUGCUCGUCAUUUACGUAUUGUACUUCGUUCAUGAGCUGCGUACCCGUCCAGUAGCCCAUGACGCCAUCCCAGCUGAAGGCACUGGCACCCAGCGAAGCCACUGGGCUGUUCCUGAGCCUCAAAUUCCUUCGCGCAGCCGGGCUUACACCCUGCCCCCUCGUACCAUUCGUUUUGCCGACGAUGGCACGCCUACCGUGCCGCACUUUCCAGGGAAGCCCGCCGACCAGAUCGAAAUGGCCAAUCUUGACAAGGUCGCUUCAAGUUCCAACGACAACGACAUUGAUCCCGUCAACUCGUCCAAUUCCGGGUCCGCGGCCACAUCCCGCGCCCCAAGUGCCCCGGGUUUCAUGCGCUCUGGCCCGACAACUCUCGAGCUCAUGCGCACGAGCAGCAAUCAGGCUCAUGCCCAGCAUCGCCCGACCGGUAGCCGUUUCAUGUCCAUUCUGGUUCUUGUCGUCACAUCGGCUCUAAUGUCCAUGUGCGCCGAAUUCCUCGUCUCCACAAUAGACGCCGUUACCCAUCAGGGUCAUCUUUCCGAGCCAGUCAUUGGCUUGAUUAUUCUGCCCAUCGUUGGCAACAUUGCCGAAUAUAUCACCGUCGUCACGGUCGCCGCGAAAGAUAAGCUCGACCUCGCGGUGGCCGUGGCCGUCGGCUCCUCGAUUCAGAUCGCGCUGUGCGUGACACCACUCACCAUCAUCGCUGGCUGGAUUCUCAACCGCCAGCUGGCUCUCACCUUUAACAUUUUUGAAAUGGCGACGCUGCUAGGAUCCGUAUUGAUUGUGAACAUGUUGAUUUUAAACGAUGGGGGAACGGCAGCGAAAACGAACGGACUGAAGGGCGCACUGAUGUGUGCCUGUUAUGCAAUCAUUGGAUAUCUCGCCGAGUGGUCUUUUCUUACGGUACCAUCACCCGCCCUUCUCCAGCUCUGCAGUAGGGAGGCUAUGGUAAUAUGCUAG
This is a messenger RNA of Verticillium nonalfalfae, 1884 nucleotides long. RefSeq lists its product as uncharacterized. Gene Ontology annotation, cellular component: fungal-type vacuole membrane. Gene Ontology annotation, biological process: intracellular calcium ion homeostasis; calcium ion transmembrane transport. The record is from RefSeq and is a predicted model, not a curated record. Bases 1 to 1884 code for a protein of 627 amino acids. NCBI's taxonomy places the organism in Eukaryota, Fungi, Ascomycota, Sordariomycetes, Glomerellales, Plectosphaerellaceae. Gene Ontology annotation, molecular function: calcium:proton antiporter activity. The transcript is spliced from 5 exons.